GUGGAUGUCACAGAACCUGAAAUAAGGCUGGGCCUCUGAUGUGUACGGGUGUAUGGGCAUUGGGCCUACUGCCACUUUGCUGACUGAAUCAUCGUGACUUAGCUCCUCUCAUGUGCUCUGUCGGAUUGGGACGUGGGGGCCCUUGAGGUUGGGGAUUCAACCUUUUUUGGAACAACAUACCUUUAAAUUAGUGAAAGGUAUGAAGUAGUCACCUAAAAUAAAACCAUUUUCUAACUAUACUCAAUUACUAUAAUCAGCACACAAUCAUGGAAUGGAAGACAGCCACUAUUUAUAAACGGCCCCAUCUCAGUUGUAGCAAGAAUAAAAAAAUAAACUUCCGGGCCACCGGCCAGUGAUGUGCCCGCCACGACCGUCGACCGGGUCCCUUUAAUUCUUCUCCUCUCCUUCUACUUUGUUCGCUUGUUAAUGUUUUUUAAUCAAAUUAAGGCAUGCCCACUUAAUAUCCAUUUUCAAUCAAAUUAAUUCUUCCAUUUAUGUGUUUUUCUGUCUAAACUUAAAUAGCACCAUCAGACUUUUUAGUUCUGCUAAAAGGCAACACACCCGUUACCAAAUUUAGUGAAAUUUGAUUGUUUUCAAGAACUGAAAGUCGCUUUCUUUCCCUGUGAAGUCUUUCAAUUUUUAGCGGCGGCGGCGCUGGUAGAUUGUUCUUGGCGGGGAUGGGAGAUGUGGACGCCGGCGAUCGACUCCCGAGUAGAAGAAAGAGUCUAAUGCGGCGGUGGUUCCGGCUGAAAGGGGUCAGCUGUUGCGGCGCCUCUUGGGGUCUCGCGCCGGCCGCUGACAGCCUCAUAGUCGACGACGGAAGCGGCGGCGGUGAGGAAGUCCGGCGAGCGGAAAUUGCGGAAAUGGGUAUGCAAAAUCCGCCGGAGAACGAGUCAGAGCCGGAGUGCACGGCGGGAUCAGGGACGAAUCUUGCUGCUGCGCUGGAGGCUGAGCGGCAGUACAGGGCGGCCGUCGACGGCGGGCAAGUGGGGCCCAGCAACAGCGCGGCGGAUGACGGUGGAGAUGCAAUUAAACGGCCGGCCACCAGAAUGUCGUUGAUGAGGUUGUUGGAGGAAACGGACGGCGGCGAUGCAGGGGAGAUGCAGAUGGGGGGCGAUUCGGUGUGCUGCGUGUGCAUGGGAAGGAAGAAGGGCGCGGCGUUCAUACCGUGUGGACACACUUUUUGCAGGGUGUGUUCGACUGAGUUGCGGUUGAACCGAGGUUGCUGUCCUCUCUGCAACACAUUGAUUCUUGAGAUUCUUCACAUUUACUAAGAAAAAAGUAUCAAAGACUGUCAGAUUGAUGCUGGAGAUUUGUGUUCUUGUUUGGGACGUUUUCGUUGGGCAAGUUGUAUGAGUGGUGUUGAUAUGGAAAUUAAUGGGAUUGACCUCUACCCUAAUUAUUGAGGACAAGUGUGAUAAUAUGGACAGAAUGCGUUGAAUUUAUUGAAAUUGAAGUAUUUGUGUUUAAAGAUAGAGGUGGCUUAAUAUGUUUUUUUAGAAGUUUUUUGUUUUUUUAAACUGAAACUCCGUACUACCUCCAUCCCUUUUAAAUGUCCCGGAAGAGGGUGACACGAGUUUUAAGAAAAGUGGGUUUGUGUGGUUGAUAUUAAUUGAUAAAGUAAGAAUAAAGUAGGAAUAAAGUAAGAAUGAUUUUGUGCCA
Messenger RNA from Cuscuta epithymum, 1662 nucleotides. Lineage: Eukaryota; Viridiplantae; Streptophyta; Magnoliopsida; Solanales; Convolvulaceae. The record is from the annotation of a GenBank genome assembly.